CGAAAAUAGGGUAAAGAGUAAAGAAAAAAGAAGACAGAAAUUCUACUGCGGAAUCGAUAUCUGCAGCAAGGAACGGCGGCAGCAGCAGCACGCCUGCCAUUCACUCUGCUCUCUCACUAUUUUCUCAUUACCUUCUGUCCUUCUGCCGUUCAUUACUACAAAGGAUUGGAGGAUUUCAAACCACUAGGAUCCUAAUUGGCAAUGGCUACUGCAAUGACAUUGCACAAGUGUCUGUGUCCAAGGAAUUCUGAGUUUUCAUUUUCUAAGCAUGUCAGAUCAAGAGCUGCAGCUCUGGGCCAUCAAAUAUGCUUUCGUAGCAAAGUUUGUGCCUUUGGCCAGAAACACCAUCUCAGUUAUGUAACCCAGCCUUCUUGGGUCACUAAUUUCAGGUAAGUGAUUGUGACAAUCGAUGUAAUAGGCUUAAGCUGUAGGUAUUCAUGUAGAAUUGUCUUUGCUUUUGGUUUUAUGCUCGAUAAACUUUGUCUAUCCUUCAGGAGGUAGCAGGUAGACAAUACACUUGUUCACAGUCACAUAUUCAAGGAAACAAUAAAAUAGCGUUAAGAAAUAUGUGUACAUAUUAAAAUCUCAAGGUUUUGUUUAAACCUUACAAUUCUAAGCAACUUGGUAUCCACUAAGGGUGCCUUUUUCCCACUUCAUGACAGACACUGUAAAUUGAUCAC
Molecule: messenger RNA, 680 nt
Organism: Rubroshorea leprosula
Lineage: Eukaryota; Viridiplantae; Streptophyta; Magnoliopsida; Malvales; Dipterocarpaceae
Source: the annotation of a GenBank genome assembly